This is a messenger RNA of Chenopodium quinoa (quinoa), 2014 nucleotides long. Its product is annotated as 7-deoxyloganetic acid glucosyltransferase-like. The record is from RefSeq and is a predicted model, not a curated record. The transcript is spliced from 2 exons. Lineage: Eukaryota; Viridiplantae; Streptophyta; Magnoliopsida; Caryophyllales; Amaranthaceae. Gene Ontology annotation, molecular function: UDP-glycosyltransferase activity. The coding region runs from base 184 to 1632 and encodes 482 amino acids.
UAAAUAGACUAAACUAACAACAAAAUUGCAUGAUUCAGUUUUUAAAAUUUGAGAUGCCUCGUUUCUCUCGAGGAUACAAUACUAUUCUAUACAACUAUAUAUUACAAGUUUAUCCAACUAUAUAUUACAAGUUUAUUACAACUAUAAAUCUAAAUUCCAAGACUAAAAAUAUUGUUAGUAAAAAUGGAGCACAAAUCAUAUCCUACACCUCAUGUGUUAAUCUUUCCAAUCCCAUUACAAGGCCAUAUAACCCCAAUGCUAAACUUGGCAGAAAUUUUAUGCCUAGCAAAUCUUAAGGUAACCUUCCUAAACACAACCUACAACCAAAAACGACUUACCAAGCACACUGACAUCGAAGCUCGUUUUGGGCGCUAUCCCGGGUUUACCUUUAAGACGGUACCUGAUGGGCUUCCCGAUGACCACCCACGUUCUGGUGAUAAAACCUGGUUUAGAGAAAUGCACGCGGCAUUAGCAUCAAGUGUUAAGCCCCUUUUGAAGGACAUUUUUGUAGGAAAAGAUGAAGUUUCAUGUUUAAUAUUAGAUGGAUGGAUGAGCUAUGCUAAUGAUGUAGCUAAUGAGGUUAAGUUACCGGUGAUUACAUUUAUGAUUCCUGGUGCAAGCUUCAUUUGGACUCUUCAAUGUUUACCAAAGCUAAUUGAAGCAGCGGAAUUACCCUUCAAAGAUGAAGAUAUGGAUGAGCUAGUAAAGAAUGCACCUGGGAUGGAUAGCUUCCUCCGGUACCGUGACCUUCCCUGCUGCUUCCGAGACAAAGACAUAUCUGUUUUACGCACGCUUCAAGACUAUUUCAACGGCGAGAUAAAAAAAAUCAAGCAAGCUCACACCUUUAUUCUCAACACAUUUGAGGAUCUGGAGGGUCCAAUACUCUCUCUCAUUUGUGAGCACUGUAGAGAUGUUUACGCCAUAGGUCCACUACAUGCUCACUUAAAAUACAGGCUCAACCGAAAAGAUACAACACUGUCCAACACCUCCUCUAGCGACUUGUGGGAAGUUGAUCGAAGUUGCAUUUCAUGGUUGGACCAAAAGCCUGACAAAUCCGUUGUCUAUGCAAGUUUUGGUACCAUUACUACCUUCACAAAGGACCAGCUGAUGGAAUUUUGGGCAGGACUAGUGCAGAGUAACAAGUACUUCCUAUGGGUCGUAAAGUCCGAUAUCAUUACAGGAAGUGGUUCAGAUAGUCCAGCUCACGAUGACCUUGUGCAAGGAACCAAGGAGAGAGGAUACAUAGUGAGCUGGGCACCACAGGACGAAGUAUUGGCUCACCGUGCUGUUGGUGGGUUCUUCACCCAUAGUGGAAGGGGAUCGGUGUUGGAAAGCAUAGUGGCUGGGGUGCCAAUGCUUUGUUGGCCUUACUUUGCUGAUCAUCUGGUGGACAGCAGAUUCAUCACUGAAGUCUGGAAAAUUGGCCUCGAUAUGAAGGAUACAUGUGAUAGAAAAAUAGUGGAGAACAUGAUCAAAGAUCUUAUGGAGAGAAAGAAGGACGAGCUGAGAAUGUCAGUGUCUAAACUCUCACAUUUAGCAAAGAAGAGCAUAAGUGAGGGGGGGUCUUCAUAUUCAAAUCUUGACCAGUUAAUCGAGAAAAUAAAAGGGAUGACCAAGAAAGAGGAGCAUUAGAUAUCUCCCCCCAAUGAAGAACAUACAGGUGAAUGAACUAGAAAUUGUACCGAAGUGGAUUUGAGUAUCUUUGGCCAAGUUACAAAUUAAACAAUAUUUCAAGCUAUUUAUAAGUUACUAUCUCUAGCUAGUUAUAUUGGAUGUAGGGAUAUGUUGAUGUAAAGGAGUAUGGUGGUAACUGAUGUUUUCUGUUCUUAAUUUCUUGAAUUAAUUUGGUAGGAGUUCUACACGGUCUUGUUAAUCCAUUAAGGAUUAGAUUUUACGUGUAGAAAGAAUAAGUACUCCGUAGGUUGUUAUUGUUAGAACUCAUGGUCUGUAGGUCUGUUAAGAGUUUAAUUUCUAUGUAAUUUAGGAUUCUUUGCAGAAAUUUUUUUUACUUUUC